CUGAGGCGGCGCGAACGGGGUUGGGGGCAGUUUGGCGCGGUAGUAGCUUCGGGGGGUCUGCGAGAGGGGCUGCGGGGUUCUGGGCGGGGACAAUGGCAUCUAGGGCGGGCCCGCGAGCGGCCGGCACCGACGGCAGCGACUUUCAGCAUCGGGAGCGCGUCGCCAUGCACUACCAGAUGAGUGUGACCCUCAAGUUUGAAAUCAAGAAGCUGAUCUACGUGCAUCUGGUCAUAUGGCUGCUGCUGGUUGCCAAGAUGAGCGUGGGACACCUGAGGCUGUUGUCACAUGAUCAGGUGGCCAUGCCCUAUCAGUGGGAGUACCCGUAUUUGCUGAGCGUUGUGCCCUCUCUCUUGGGCCUCCUCUCCUUCCCCCGUAACAACAUUAGCUACUUGGUGCUCUCCAUGAUCAGCAUGGGGCUCUUUUCCAUCGCUCCCCUCAUUUAUGGCAGCAUGGAGAUGUUCCCUGCCGCACAACAGCUGUACCGCCAUGGCAAGGCCUACCGCUUCCUCUUUGGUUUUUCUGCUGUCUCUGUGAUGUACCUGGUGUUGGUGCUGGCAGUCCAAGUGCAUGCCUGGCAGUUAUACUACAGCAAGAAGCUCCUAGACUCUUGGUUCACCAGCACACAGGAGAAGAAGCGUAAAUGAAGCCUGCUUGAUGGACUGCUCUGGGGUGACACCUGGGCCUCCCGUUGGGUGGAGUGAGGGUAGAGGAGCUGUUCUGAAAUCUUUGGUGAUUUUGGCAGCUGUGCUGUUGGCAACUAGUGCAACCUAGGGCCAAGUUCUGGAAAACCCCUCCUGUUGGCCAUCAGCUGAGGCGGAAAAACUAUUUUAUUCCUAGUUGGCUGGAACUGGGUGAUCAACAGCUAUAAAACAAACUUAAGUUGGUUGAAGUGAGGUCCUUCGGGGUUUUUAUUUUAAGACCAAGCCUCAUCCUUGCCUCUUUUUGGUCAUUCUCUCCACUUCCAUCCAUCACCCCUUAGCCACCGAGACUGAAGGAGAAAUGGAAUAAAUCAAAUUCUACUUCAAUCUCUAGGUCAUGGGGCAGGAACCAUUUGGGAGGCUGCUCCCCCUGCAGGCUGUGGUCUCUACUGCGAAGCAUUUUAAUUACAAAGAACCUCAAUAAAGUUAAAACUGCCCUGUC
This is a messenger RNA of Equus quagga, 1140 nucleotides long. RefSeq names its product jagunal homolog 1 (gene JAGN1). The transcript has 2 exons. Gene Ontology annotation, cellular component: endoplasmic reticulum membrane. Bases 93 to 644 code for a protein of 183 amino acids. The record is from RefSeq and is a predicted model, not a curated record. NCBI's taxonomy places the organism in Eukaryota, Metazoa, Chordata, Mammalia, Perissodactyla, Equidae. Gene Ontology annotation, biological process: vesicle-mediated transport; granulocyte colony-stimulating factor signaling pathway; endoplasmic reticulum organization.